CUGACAAGCUGAACCGUUGCUGCUCCGAGUCGUUGGGCCUGCUCCUCCGUGACACCGCCGCGGCUCCUGACAGCAUCCCUGGCUGUGGCCUCCAGCGUCUGGUGUCACCCAGCAUGUCACACGGAGGCUGAGCUGCGGACACCCCAGGCUUGUCACCCCGCCGCACACAGCUGCAGAAGACUACACACCCAUUGCUGGAAUACUUUAACAUUACAAUGAAGGUUGCAGUUUCCUAGCUUCAUGGCAUCUGAGGUCUUUGGUAGAGACAUCGGCAACAUUAAAGUGUAAAAAAAGGAUUCAUGGCAGUAGAGUGAAUAAUGAUGGCUGGCAUGAUGCCCCCUGUGAAGUUAAAAUGGCUGGAGCACCUAAACAGCUCCUGGAUUACAGAAGAUAGUGAGUCUAUCGCUACCCGGGAAGGUGUCUCUGUCCUGUACGCUAAGUUGGUUAGCAACAAAGAGGUGGUUCCACUUCCACAGCAGGUCCUAUGUCUCAAGGGACCCCAGCUGCCAGAUUUUGAGCGGGAGUCAUUGUCAUGCGACGAGCAGGAUCACUACCUGGAUGCUUUACUCGGCAGCCAGCUGGCUCUGGCCAAGGUGGUGUGUUCUGACUCUCCAUUUGCUGGGGCUCUACGGAAGAGACUGCUGGUUCUCCAAAGGGUUUUCUAUGCUCUUUCUAACAAGUAUCAUGACAAAGGCAAAGUUAAACAACAGCAGCAUUCACCUGAGAAUAGCUCUGGCUCUGCAGACACCCUGUCUGUCAGUGAGCGGCCACGCUCUAGUACCGAUGCGCUUAUUGAAAUGGGCGUGAGGACUGGUCUGAGCCUACUUUUUGCUCUACUGAGGCAGAGUUGGAUGCUGCCAACUGCUGGAUCUGGUUUGAAUCUGUGUAAUGAUGUUAUACAAACAGCCAUUGAUGUUGUAAAUUCCCUGCCCCCUUUAUCUCUUGCCAAUGAGAGCAAAAUACCACCUAUGGGACUGGACUGCUUGGCACAGGUCACCACCUUCCUGAAAGGGGUGACUGUUCCCAAUUCUGGGGCAGACACUUUGGGGAGACGCUUGGUUUCAGAACUGCUCCUUGGCCUUGCCUCUCAGCGUGGCUCCCUUCGCUACCUCUUGGAAUGGAUUGAAAUGGCACUGGCAGCGUCUGCUUUGGUUAAUGAGGCAGACCAGAACAAGACGCUAACCACCCAGGAAGGCAUGAUCAGCUGUGACUGCUUCAUUAGCAUCCUUUUGCAGAUGAGGAAAUCCCUGGGAUCAUCAGCAGACAGAAGUCAGUGGAGAGAGCCCACCAGAACAGCAGAUGGCCUGUGCUCUCUGUAUGAAGCUGCAUUGUGUCUCUUUGAGGAGGUUUGUCAAAUGGCCUCUGACUACUCAAGAACCUGUGCUAGCCCAGACAGCAUCCAGACUGGAGAAAGUCCGGUGGUGUCAGAGACGUGUGAAGUAUACGUAUGGGGAAGUAAUAGCAGCCACCAGCUAGUGGAGGGGACUCAAGAGAAAAUAUUACAGCCAAAGUUAGCUCCCUGUUUCUCAGAUGCGCAGACAAUCGAAGCUGGACAGUACUGCACUUUUGUUAUAUCAACUGAUGGCUCGGUAAGAGCCUGCGGGAAAGGCAGCUAUGGGAGACUAGGUCUCGGGGAUUCCAACAACCAGUCUACCUUGAAGAAACUUACCUUUGAACCUCACCGUUCUAUCAAGAAAGUUUCCUCCUCCAAAGGAUCUGACGGCCAUACGCUAGCAUUCACCGCUGAAGGGGAGGUUUUCAGCUGGGGAGAUGGUGACUAUGGAAAGCUGGGCCAUGGUAACAGCUCCACACAAAAAUAUCCAAAGCUUAUUCAAGGGACUCUACAAGGAAAGGUUGUAGUAUGUGUUUCAGCUGGCUACAGGCACAGUGCCGCUGUCACAGAAGAUGGAGAGCUCUAUACGUGGGGAGAAGGAGAUUUUGGAAGAUUAGGUCAUGGAGAUAGUAAUAGUCGGAACAUCCCCACCCUGGUAAAGGAUAUCAGUAAUGUAGGUGAAGUUUCCUGUGGGAGCUCUCACACAAUUGCCUUGUCUAAAGAUGGAAGAACCGUCUGGUCUUUUGGUGGAGGAGAUAACGGAAAGUUGGGCCAUGGAGAUACCAACAGGGUAUACAAACCAAAGGUGGUGGAAGCACUACAAGGAAUGUUCACAAGGAAGGUGUGUGCAGGCAGUCAGUCCUCCCUAGCGCUGACGUCGACAGGACAGGUUUAUGCUUGGGGCUGUGGAGCUUGCCUAGGGUGUGGAUCUUCGGAAGCAACUACCUUGCGUCCCAAACUUAUUGAAGAGCUAGCUGCCACAAGAAUAGUGGACAUUUCUAUAGGAGACAGCCACUGUCUUGCACUUUCACACGAUAACGAAGUUUAUGCAUGGGGCAAUAAUUCUAUGGGACAGUGUGGACAAGGUAAUUCAACUGGCCCCAUUACUAAACCAAAAAAAGUGAGUGGACUAGAUGGAGUGGCUAUACAGCAGAUCUCAGCAGGGACAUCCCACAGCCUGGCAUGGACAGCUCUGCCUAGAGACAGACAAGUGGUUGCAUGGCAUCGUCCCUACUGUGUUGAUCUAGAAGAGAGCACCUUCUUCCAUUUGCGAUCCUUCUUAGAACGAUAUUGUGAGAAGAUAAAUAGUGAUGUCCCACCUUCUCCUUUCCCGUCAUCCAGAGAACAUCAUCACUUCUUAAAGCUUUGCCUGAAAAUGCUCUCAAAUCAUCUAGCCCUCGCUCUUGCGGGUGGAGUUGCUACCAGUAUUUUGGGUCGUCAAGCAGGCCCCCUUCGCAACUUGCUUUUUCGGCUAAUGGAUGCAAGUGUUCCAGAUGAAAUUCAAGAGGUUGUGAUUGAGACCCUUUCAGUUGGAGCAACCAUGCUGCUGCCCCCUUUACGGGAAAGGAUGGAGUUGCUGCAUUCUCUUUUGCCUCAGGGGCCAGAUAGAUGGGAAAGUCUCUCUAAGGGCCAGAGAAUGCAGCUGGAUAUUAUUCUCACAAGCUUGCAGGAUCACACACACGUGGCAUCAUUACUGGGAUAUAGUUCUCCUUCGGAUUCCUCUGACAGCUCAUCCUUGCCUCUUUCUUAUGGCUCAAGCUCUGACCCCAGCUACAUUUCCCAGACCAGCCAUCCAGACACUCACUUGGCUGAGAUCCUGAUGAAGACACUUCUCCGAAACCUGGGCUUCUACACGGACCAAGCUUUUGGAGAAUUGGAGAAAAAUAGUGAUAAGUUAAUUGUAGGAGCCUCCUCAUCAGAAAACAGCCAACCGGCCCAUCUUCACGAGCUGCUUUGCUCUUUACAGAAACAACUACUAGCUUAUUGCCAUACGAACAACAUAAGUGAGAACUCCAGCAGUGUUGCUUUGCUUCACAAACAUCUACAGCUCCUGCUUCCUCAUGCAACAGACAUCUACUCCCGGUCUGCUACGCUUUUGAGGGAAAGCCCAUGCAAUGGGAGUGUGGGUGAAAAACUGCGUGAUGUUGUUUAUGUGUCUGCAGCUGGCAGCAUGCUGUGUCAGCUUAUCAAUGCAUUGCUGUUACUGCCAGUUUGGGUGGCCAGACCAUUGCUCAGUUACCUACUGGACCUACUGCCUCCACUAGAUUGCCUCAAUAGAUUGCUGCCUGCAGCUGUUCUUCUGGAGGAUCAGGAGCUACAAUGGCCUCUACAUGGAGGACCAGAACAAGUUGACCCUGCAGGUGUAUUGUUGCCUGCACCAGCUCAGUUUUGGGUGUGGCUUGUGGACCUGGAGAGAACAGUUACAUUGCUGAUUGGGCGUUGCUUAGGGGGUAUGCUGCAAGGAUCACCCACAUCGCCAGAGGAGCAGGACACUAACUACUGGUUAAAGACACUACUGUUUGGGAAUGGUAUUGAGAUGGAUGUUCCUCAGCUGGACAAAUGCAUGAGUGUAUUGCUGGAAGUGGCAUUAUCUGCAAAUGAGGAACCGAAAACAUUUGAUUACAAGCUAAGACCAGAUGUUUCAAUUUUGGUUGAUUUGGCUGUUGGGUCCACAAAGGAGCCAGCACGCAGCUUGUGGAUGAGUAUGCAGGAUUAUGCUAUUAGUAAAGACUGGGACAGUGCUGUGGUUAGUAAUGAGUCAUUGCUGGACACCGUAUCGCGAUUUGUUCUUGCUGCCCUUCUAAAGCAUACAGGGCUUUUGUCACAAGCCUCCAGUGAAAGCAGAUAUCAGCCAGGGAAAUCCCUAGCCGAGGUAUUUCGAUGUGUGUACAAGGUCAGGAGUCGCUUGCUUGCCUGUAAGAACAUGGAACUGAUCCAAACUCGCUCCUCAUCAAGAGAGAGAUGGAUAUCAGAAAAUCAAGAAUCUGCUGAUUUAAGCUCCCAAGAAAAUUCUUUUACAAGGACUAUAGAUGAAGAGGCGGAACUAGAGGAACAAGCAGAAAGAGAAAGAGAAGAGGGGCACCCUGAACAGGAGGAAGAGGAGGAAGACCGUGAACAUGAGGUCCUCACUGCUGGCAAAAUAUUUCAAUGUUUCCUAUCAGCCCGCGAGGUGGCACGCAGCCGAGAACGGGACAGAAUAAGUAUUGGCUCAGCUGGGACCACUGGCCCAGGUACUAGAGAGGAGGAUCCGCAGCAGUUGGUACAGGACAGAAAGGACAGUGGGCACCUAGCAGAAGGUCAGGACCUGUAUACCGCAGCUUGUAAUUCAGUCAUCCACCGCUGUGCCCUUCUCCUACUUGGCGUUACUCCUGUAAUUGACUAUCUGGAUACGCCAACAGAGGAUGGGCAGCAACAAGUUUCUUCAGUGGCCACCCACGAAGCUACGGCAGCCAUGACAAGGAGUGAAAGUUUAACAGCAGAGAGGAGAUCUGUCCAUUCACAUCCCAACUAUAGGCUUAUCAAAUCUAGAAGUGAAUCUGACCUUUCCCAGCCUGAAUCUGAUGAGGAGGGAUAUGCCUUGAGUGGACGGCAGAACACAGACUCUGACCUUGUAUCCCAUAGAAGACGAGUGUCCCCAUCUGAGCACCCUGCCAAUGAUUCUUGGGCCCGGCUGAAGCACAAUCGGGAGUGGUUAUGUGGUUUAUCUUGUGGCUUUGAAACAGAUGCCGAACGUAGCAAAACUCUUGGAGUGCAUACACUGAUUGACAAUGUUCUAAGCUUUGUAAGUGGAGACGUAGGAGGUUCUCCAGGGUUUAAAGAGCCCGAAGAAGGAAUGUCCAGCUCUCCUCAGGCAUGCAUAAUUGCUAUGGAGCAGCAGCAACUCCGUGCUGAGUUGCGUUUGGAGGCCUUGCACCAGAUCCUUGUUCUUCUGUCUGGAAUGGAGGAGAAGGGAAAUGCCCAGACUUUAGCUAGUCGCCAGUCACUCACUACCUUUCAGUCCUCAUCUCUGCUUACCUCUGUGAGGCUGCAGUUUCUUGCAGGGUGUUUUGGGCUAGGUACUGUUGGUCAUACAGGCACUAAAGGAGAAAGUGUCCACCUCCAUCAUUACGAGGAUGGAAUACGGGCUUCAAAAAGGAGCAUACAGAUUGAGAUCCAGAAAGCUGUUCACAAAAUCUAUCAGCAGCUGUCUGCCACUCUAGACCGGGCUCUGCAGACAAACAAACACCAUGUGGAAGCUCAGCAACGCCUCCUGUUGGUGACCAUUUUUGCUCUUAGUGUUCGUUAUCAGCCAGUGGAUGUCUCUCUUGCAAUUUCGACUGGCCUGCUUAGUGUUCUUUCCCAACUCUGUGGCACUGAAACGAUGCUUGGACAACCUCUCCAGCUACUUCCCAAGUCUGGAGUUUCUCAACUGAGCACUGCACUUAAAGUAGCUAGUACUAGGCUGCUCCAAAUCCUUGCAAUUACUACAGGGACGUAUGCUGAUAAGCUAAGCCCGAAGGUGGUGCAGUCACUUUUGGACCUGCUCUGUAGCCAGCUAAAGAACCUUCUUUCUCAGGCUGGAGUCGUGCCUAUGUUUGGUGAAAAUGAGGAAGAAAAGAAAUCGGAGAUUCUAGGAGAGAGUGAAAGAAAGGACUUCAGAGCCACACUCAGGAAGCAACGCACCGCAGAGCUUCAUCUUGGAGACUUUUUAGUCUUUUUACGCAGAGUGGUGUCUUCUAAGGCUAUUCAGUCUAAGAUGGCAUCUCCCAAAUGGACAGAAGUCUUGCUGAAUAUUGCUUCUCAGAAAUGCAGCUCAGGUGUCCCACUUGUAGGAAACCUAAGGACAAGACUUCUGGCCCUACAUGUCCUAGAGGCUGUUCUGCCUGCAUGUGAGUCCGGCGUGGAUGAUGACCAGAUGGCUCAGGUGGUAGAGCGACUCUUCUCUCUCCUUUCAGACUGUAUGUGGGAAACACCCAUCGCUCAGGCUAAACAUUCUCAUCAACUGAAGGAGAAAGAGCAAGAAUCAAGACUACAGAAGCAAGGGGAACUGGAAGAGGAGGAGGAAGAUCUUCCUAUUCAGGAGGUUUCCUUUGAUCCUGAGAAAGCCCAGUGUUGCCUUGUGGAAAAUGGCCAAAUUCUAACCCAUGGAAGUGGUGGCAAAGGCUAUGGCCUGGCGUCAACUGGAGUCACGUCAGGCUGCUAUCAGUGGAAGUUUUAUAUCGUGAAAGAGAAUCGUGGCAAUGAGGGUACAUGUGUUGGUGUUUCCCGGUGGCCUGUGCAUGACUUCAAUCACCGAACCACCUCGGAUAUGUGGCUAUACCGAGCAUACAGUGGCAACCUGUAUCACAAUGGAGAGCAGACUCUGACCUUACCUAGCUUUACUCAGGGAGACUUCAUCACCUGUGUCCUUGACAUGGAAGCCCGUACCGUGUCAUUUGGUAAAAAUGGAGAGGAACCCAAACUUGCAUUUGAAGAUAUUGAUGCGGCAGAGCUGUACCCUUGUGUAAUGUUUUACAGUAGUAAUCCUGGAGAGAAGGUAAAGAUUUGUGAUAUGCAAAUGAGAGGCACUCCAAGAGACUUAUUACCAGGGGAUCCCAUCUGUAGUCCUGUAGCCACUGUCCUGGCUGAGUCAAGUGUACAGCUUCUCCGAAUAUUACAUCGUACUGAACGUUGGACCCACUGCAUUAACAAAAAGAUGGUGGAGCGUUUGCAGAAAAUCAAAGGUUGUCUGAGAGAAGCAGGCACCAAGUUAAAGAAAAGUCGGUCGGUCCAGAGUAGGGAAGAACAUGAAGUCCGUGAUGAGAAGGAGGAAGAGAAGGUGAAGCAUGCAAGACAUGGAUUGGCAGAGCUGGGUGAAACCCAGUUGAAGACUCUGUGCGUGGAUGUGUGGCCUGUUUUGGCUGUCAUUGGAGGAGUGGACACAGGACUUAGGGUGGGUGGCAGAUGUGUUCAUAAGCAGACGGGUCGUCAUGCCACUCUCUUGGGUGUAGUGAAGGAGGGCAGUACUUCUGCCAAAGUUCAAUGGGAUGAGGCAGAGAUAACCAUCAGCUUCCCAACUUUUUGGUCGCCUAGUGACACUCCUCUCUACAAUCUGGAGCCCUGUGACCCCCCUCCCUUCGAUGUGGCUCGUUUCCGUGGGCUGACUGCCUCUACACUACUUGACCUUACAUACCUGACAGGCAUCCAUGAAGAUAACAGCAAAUCUGGUGUUAAACGUCAUGAAAAGAAACACCGGCAUGAAUCUGAAGAGAAAGGAGACCCGGACCAAAAGGGUGACUGUGAAUCAACAGAGCGAGCCCCGGAGGAGAAAAUCAUCAGCAACAUCGCUUCUAAAUCUGAAAACGAAUCUAUUGCUCUUCUGAGUGAAGCCCCAGCAAACGAACAACAUCAUGCUGAUGGAAAACGUAAAAGUCACGACCACAUCUCGCGAAACCACGAUGUUUCCCAGUCUGAGAUUAGGGCUGUUCAAUUAUCCUACGUAAAUUUGGGAGCCAUGAAAUCCUUGGGAGCACUGCUAAGCUGCAGUAAAUAUGCUGAGCUGCUUCUUAUUCCAAAGGUGCUGGCAGAGAAUGGGCACAAUUCAGAUUGUGCAAGCUCCCCUGUCGUACAUGAGGAUGUAGAAAUGAGAGCCGCCCUGCAAUUUCUGAUGCGUCACAUGGUGAAGAGGGCUGUUAUGAGAUCACCCAUAAAGAGGGCAUUGGGACUGGCUGAUCUGGAGAGAGCACAAGCCAUUAUUUACGAGCUGGUGGUUCAUGGACUGCUGGAAGAGCAAUUUGGCAGCAGAAUUAAACCAGACAUAGAUCAGCAACCUGAAGAUAAUGACCAAGUUCAUCAAGCUCAAACACCAGUCACCACCAGCCCGUCUGCAUCCAGCACCACCUCGUUCAUGAGCAGCUCGCUUGAGGACACAACCACAGCUACCACUCCAGUGACGGACACUGAAACAGUGCCAGCAUCGGAGUCUCCUGGCGUCAUGCCUCUUAGCCUGCUGAGGCAAAUGUUUUCAAGCUACCCCACUACAACAGUGCUGCCCACCCGUCGUGCACAGACGCCUCCAAUCACAUCACUGCCAACAUCACCCACAGAUGAAGUGGGAAGAAGGCAGAGCUUGACAUCCCCUGACUCUCAGCCAUCAAGGCACACAAACCGUACAGCUCUGUCCGAUCCCAGUAGUCGCCUCUCUACAUCUCCUCCACCUCCCGCUGUGGUUGUUCCUUUACUAGAAAUGGGCUUCUCCAUAAGACAAAUCAAGAAGGCCAUGGAAGCCACUGGUAACUGUCUUGUAUAUCUCAAAGGUGCUCGAGAGGCUGACCCUCAGAAUAUCACUGUGUUGGCAAUGUGGAUGAUUGAGCAUCCAGACGAUGAGGAAAGAUACUCUGGCAGAACCAGUGAACAAUGCCAGGACGGUGCUAGUUCAGGUGCAGGGGGUAAAUCCAGUGAUGUUUUCACAGGGGACAUUUCCUCCUCCGAUGCUCCUGAAUUGGAAGAAUGCUUUUGUGAUAGUCCAGACAGCAUGGAACAAGCAGAAAAUGCUGGAGCAAGCAGCGGGCAACAGACCAGAGGCAGAUCCACUGUAACCAGGAGGCAAAAGUUUGAUCUGGCAGCAAGAACACUCUUGACAAGGGCUGCUGGAUUAUACCGCACCGUUCAAGCUCACCGCAACCAGGGUCGAAGAGAUGGUGUUUCCUUGCAGCAAGAACCUGGAGCUCUGUAUGACCUCAAUCUGGAUGAAGAACUAGAAAUUGACCUUGAUGACGAGGCUAUGGAGGCAAUGUUUGGACAAGACCUAGCAAGCGAUAAUGAUAUUCUGGGAAUGUGGAUCCCAGAGGUACUGGAUUGGCCAACAUGGCAUGUCUGUGAAACAGACGAGAGGGAAGAGGUGGUAAUCUGUGAACUGUGUGAAUCAAGUGUACUUAGCUUCAAUCAACACAUGAAGAGGUAUCAUCCAGGCUGUGGGCAUAGUGCCAAUCGGCAGGGAUACCGUAGUAAUGGCUCUUACGUGGAUGGCUGGUUUGGAGGGGAGUGUGGCAGUGGGAAUCCAUACUAUCUGUUAUGUGGCAGCUGCCGGGAAAAAUAUUUGAGCCUGAAGAGCAAGCGUAAAGCAACUGCAUCAGAGAAGUACAAAGGACACGCUCCUGACUUGAUUGGCAAACAAGACAGUGUUUAUGAAGAAGACUGGGACAUGUUGGAUGUGGAUGAAGAUGAUAAGCUGACCGGAGAAGAAGAGUUUGAAUUCCUAGCCGGACCUCUUGGCCUUAAUGAUCGUAGGAUUGUACCCGAGCCAGUGCAAUUUCCAGACAGUGAUCCUUUGGGGGCCUCUGUAGCCAUGGUCACUGCCACCAACAGCAUGGAGGAAACACUGAUGCAAAUAGGCUGCCAAGGUGCUCUAGAGAAGAGCUCAUCAGGCAGAAUAACUCUGGGAGAGCAAGCAGCGGCCCUGAUAAAUCCUCAUGACCGUGUGAUGGCCCUACGCAGGGUAAUAGCGGCCGCACAAGUCCUGCUGGCACGUACCAUGGUGAUGCGUGCACUUUCACUACUGUCUGUUAGUGGAUCCAGUUGUAGCCUUGCUGCAGGCUUGGAGUCUCUGGGUUUGACAGAUAUCCGCACUCUGGUCCGCCUCAUGUGCUUGGCUGCAGCAGGUAGAGCUGGCCUCUCCACCAGUCCUUCAAUCUCACUGUCUAAUUCUGCCGACCGCUCACGUGGUUUACAUAGCAAAACCAGCAAACCUAUCUCCUGUCUAGCAUACCUGAGCACCGCUGUAGGCUGCCUGGCAUCCAGUACACCCAGUGCUGCUCGACUUCUCGUCCAGCUUUGUACCCAGAAUUUGAUAUCUGCAGCAACUGGUGUGAAUCUAACUACUGUGGAUGACCCUGUGCAGAGGAAAUUUUUACCAAGCUUUCUACGGGGUAUUGCUGAGGAAAACAAGCUGGUCACCUCUCCCAACUUUGUAGUGACACAAGCACUUGUAGCUCUACUUGCAGAUAAGGGAGCUAAAUUGCGUCCAAACUAUGACAAAGCAGAGAUGGAGAAAAGAGGUCCAUUGGAACUGGCAAAUGCAUUGGCUGCCUGCUGCCUGUCUUCGCGCCUUUCCUCACAACAUCGGCAAUGGGCUGCUCAGCAGUUAGUGCGCACCUUGGCUGCUCAUGAUCGGGAUAAUCAGAAUACCCCCCAAACUCUUGCUGAUAUGGCUGGAGACUUGAGAAAAUGUUCAUUUACUAAGCUGGAGGCACAUCAGAACAGAGUGAUUACCUCGGUUUGGUGUAAUAAGAAGGGUCUGUUGGCCACGAGUGGCUCUGAUGGCACCGUCAGAGUGUGGAAUGUGUCUAGAAAUCAGUAUUUUCUGCAGCAGACUUGUGUUUUCCAGAAACCAGAAGGAACUCCAGAAGAAGCUGACCCCGCUCUUUCUCCUGUCUGCUGGAGUGUUAGUGGGCGUUAUCUGGCUGCAGCCCUGGAAAAAACAAUCAACAUCUGGCAGCUCAAUGGGGGAAAAGGCCUUGUGGAUGUUCAGCCUCAUUGGAUCUCCUCAAUUGCAUGGCCUGAACAUUGUCCAGGAGGUGCAUGGCCAGGUGACCUACCAGAGUUUUUGUUGGUUGGCCGCAUGGAUGGUUCCUUGGGUCUCAUUGAGGUGACGGACGCUACCAGUAUGCAGCGUUUGGAAUUGGAACAUUGUUAUAGAAAAGAAGUGGCUGUUACUUGCAUUGCUUGGUUCAGUGAAGAUCAUCCAUUUGCAGUUGGGUACGCCGAUGGGAAGUUAUUGAUUGGAAACAAAGAGCCAGUUGAUAAAGGACAAGUCAUUCUCAUUGAUGCUCAUAAGGAAAUGUUUGUUAACUUGAAAUGGGAUCCAACUGGCCAAAUACUCCUUACCUGUGCUAAAGAAGACACUGUAAAGUUGUGGGCGAACAUAGAUGGCGGCUGGAAAACACUUUACUUCCUGACACAUCCAUCCUAUGUUAACACAAUAGCCUGGUGUGGAUUAGUGGGAAAGCCUGACAGCCCACAGCUCAUGCUAGCGACUGGAUGCCAAAAUGGUCUGGUGUGCGUGUGGACAGUUCUGCAGACCACUCUGGAUGCGUUUCACUCCAGAUCAGCAACAACAGAAGACUGGAAGGCGCAAAUUUCUAACAAGGAGUUUUGCAGGAAGCCUGAGGACAUCCGAUGUGCUUACAAGUUUAAAGGCCACAUUACUCCUGUCCGUACCGUGUCUUUCAGUCAUGAUGGGCUCGCCUUGGUGUCUGGUGGGCUUGGUGGCCUAAUGAAUAUUUGGUCCUUAAGGGAUGGUUCCAUUUUGCAGUCUGUUGUAACCGGCUCUGGAGCGGUGACCACCACUACUUGGAUUCCUGAAGUGGGAGUUGCUGCCUGCUCGAAUCGUUCAAAGGAUGUUCUGGUGGUAAAUUGCACACCAGAGUGGAUGUCCUCCAAUCACGUUCUAGCUACCUGCAGAACUGCGCUGAAGCACCAAGGGAUUUCAGGACUGAACAUGGCACCAUGUAUGCAAACUUUCUUAGAGCGCCUACCCAUCAUGCUUCAGGAACAGUAUGCAUAUGAGAAGCCUCACGUUGUGUGUGGGGACCAAUUGGUGCACAGCCCCUAUAUGCAAUGCCUAGCAUCAUUGGCUGUGGGAUUGAAUCUGGACCAGCUUCUGUGUAAUCCACCUAUACCUCCUCACCACCGCCUAGCCCCACCAGAGCCUGCCUCAUGGAACCCAGCAGAAUGGGCAUGGCUGGAGUGUUUUUCUACCACCAUUAAAGCAGCUGAAGCUCUGGCUAGGGGAGCACCAUUCCCGGAAUCCUUCGCUGUCCCCGACCUGGAACCAGUUCCAGAGGAAGAACUAACACUUCUAAUGGAUAACAGCAAGUGGAUUAAUGGGACAGAUGAACAAAUUAUGUCAUGGGCCAUCUCCAGGCCAGAGGAUUGGCAUCUUGGAGGCAAGUGUGAUGUAUUUCUGUGGGGAGCUGGACGGCAUGGACAACUAGCGGAGGCAGGCAGAAAUGUGAUGAUCCCAUCUGCAGCAGCCUCCUUCUCUCAGGCACAGCAGGUCAUCUGUGGUCAAAAUUGUACCUUUGUCAUCCAAGCUAAUGGCACUGUGUUAGCCUGUGGAGAGGGUAGUUAUGGUCGUCUUGGUCAAGGUAAUUCGGAUGACCUUCAUGUACUGACUGUCAUCUCUGCUCUUCAAGGAUUUGUGGUGACACAGCUAGUGACCUCCUGCGGUUCAGAUGGACACUCUAUGGCGCUGACUGAGAGUGGAGAAGUGUUUAGCUGGGGAGAUGGAGAUUAUGGAAAACUGGGCCAUGGAAACAGUGAUAGGCAAAGACGACCAAGGCAAAUUGAAGCUUUACAAGGAGAGGAGGUUGUACAGAUGUCUUGUGGCUUCAAGCACUCAGCCGUGGUGACAGCAGAUGGGAAACUUUUCACAUUUGGAAAUGGAGAUUAUGGUCGUCUGGGUUUAGGGAAUACAUCCAACAAGAAGCUGCCUGAACGUGUGACAGCCCUUGAAGGAUUUCACAUUGGACAGGUGGCCUGUGGGCUGAACCAUACUUUAUCUGUGUCUGCUGAUGGAUUACUGGUCUGGGCGUUUGGAGAUGGAGAUUAUGGAAAACUUGGCUUGGGAAACUCAACUGCAAAAUCUUCACCACAGAAAGUAGACACUCUGUGUGGAAUUGGCAUUAAGAAGGUGGCAUGUGGGACACAGUUCUCUGUUGCACUGACUAAAGAUGGCCAUGUCUACACGUUUGGUCAAGACCGUCUAAUUGGUUUGCCUGAAGGUCGAGCUCGGAAUCACAAUCGUCCCCAGCUGGUUACUGGUCUCCUGGGAAUCUUCAUUGAAGACAUUGCAGUAGGAGCAGAGCACACAUUAGCUCUCUCGUCUGCUGGUGAUGUGUAUGCUUGGGGUAGUAACUCAGAGGGUCAGCUUGGCCUUGGUCACACCAAUCAUGUACGUGAGCCCACUCUGGGCACAGCAUUACAAGGCAAGAACAUUCGUCAAAUCUCAGCAGGGCGAUGUCACAGUGCUGCAUGGACGGCCACUCCUGUACCACCACGUGCCCCAGGUGUGUCAGUGCCAUUGCAGUUGGGCCUCCCUGAUGUUAUACCACCACAAUACAGUUCUCUGAAGGACAUCUGUACCCACACAGUCAGAGCCAGACUACGGCUACUUUAUCAUUUCUCUGAUCUUAUGUAUUCAUCCUGGAGGUUAUUGAACCUCAGCCCCAACAACCAGAGUAGUGCAUCUCACUACAAUGCUGGGACAUGGGGUAUAGUACAGGGUCAGCUUAGGCCUCUGUUAGCACCCAGAGUUUAUACACUUCCCAUGGUCCGAUCUAUUGGGAAAACAAUGGUUCAAGGAAAGAACUAUGGACCUCAAAUUACUGUGAAGAGGAUCUCCACCAGGGGUAGAAAGUGUAAACCCAUAUUCGUGCAGAUCGCCCGCCAGGUGGUGAAGUUGAAUGCAUCUGACUUGCGCCUCCCAUCUCGGGCCUGGAAAGUGAAGUUGGUGGGAGAGGGUGCAGAUGAUGCAGGGGGAGUCUUUGAUGAUACAAUCACUGAAAUGUGCCAGGAACUGGAAACUGGAGUGGUUGAUCUUCUUAUUCCUUCACCUAAUGCAACCGCUGAAGUGGGUUAUAACAGAGACAGGUUCUUGUUUAACCCAUCUGCUGGAUUGGAUGAGCACCUUAUGCAGUUCAAGUUUCUUGGUAUCCUUAUGGGUGUGGCUAUCCGCACAAAAAAGCCACUUGAUCUGCACCUGGCCCCCCUGGUAUGGAAACAGCUGUGCUGUGUCCCUCUAACCCUAGAGGACCUUGAGGAGGUUGAUCUGCUGUAUGUGCAGACUCUUAAUAGCAUUCUUCACAUUGAAGACAGUGGCAUCACUGAGGAGAACUUCCAUGAGAUGAUACCCCUUGAUUCCUUUGUGGGUCAAAGCGCUGAUGGAAAAAUGGUGCCCAUUAUUCCUGGAGGGAAUAGCAUACCCCUGACCUUUUCUAAUCGCAAGGAAUAUGUAGAGAGAGCAAUCGAUUACAGACUGCAUGAAAUGGACCGACAGGUGGCAGCAGUACGAGAGGGAAUGUCAUGGAUUGUGCCAGUUCCCCUCCUUUCACUUCUCACUGCCAGACAACUAGAACAGAUGGUGUGCGGGAUGCCAGAGAUCUCUGUGGAUGUUCUGAAGAAAGUGGUGCGAUACCGAGAGGUUGAUGAACAACACCAGCUGGUGCAGUGGUUCUGGCAAACGCUGGAAGAAUUCUCUAAUGAGGAGCGAGUCUUGUUUAUGAGGUUUGUUUCUGGCAGGUCUCGACUUCCAGCUAACACUGCAGACAUUUCACAGCGCUUCCAGAUCAUGAAGGUUGAUAGGCCUCACGAUAGUCUGCCUACCUCACAGACAUGCUUUUUUCAACUCCGACUCCCUCCAUAUUCAAGUCAGCCAAUGAUGGCCGAACGCCUGCGCUAUGCAAUCAACAACUGCCGAUCCAUUGACAUGGACAAUUAUAUGUUAUCCCGUAAUGUGGAUAAUACUGAAGGAUCAGAUACAGACUACUGAGUUCCAGAUUUGAAUAUCCGCUCUCCAGAAGUGAAGGCGUGAAGUUCCACCAGGCAUUUUAGAACACCUGCAAUUGCUUUUUCUUUUAAUAACAGAGAAAACUUAUUUUAAUUUAAUUUCUCCCUGGGUCAUUGUAAAUGAAGGUAAAGUGAACUGACCCUUCCCUCUCUCGCUGAAUAGAAGUUGCAUGGAGAGCAGAUUUUCUGUUGAGGGACAGGGUAAGUGGCCAACGGACAUGGUAAGGUUUUCCAGAUGUCCCUGGUCAGUGCUGUACUUGAAUAUUGUACAUUGGUGCACUUAUUGUUCACCCUCAAGAACCGUUUUACAUGCUUAUUCCUAUUUAUUUUGUUUUAAUUUGGAAGUUGCCUGUGCAGGAUUAGUUAUGCAGGAAAAAAAUAAUAAACCCAACAGAA
This is a messenger RNA of Bufo bufo (common toad), 15253 nucleotides long. It is a transcript of the gene HERC1, whose product is annotated as HECT and RLD domain containing E3 ubiquitin protein ligase family member 1. The transcript has 79 exons. NCBI's taxonomy places the organism in Eukaryota, Metazoa, Chordata, Amphibia, Anura, Bufonidae. Gene Ontology annotation, molecular function: protein binding; ubiquitin-protein transferase activity. The coding region runs from base 318 to 14840 and encodes 4840 amino acids. The record is from RefSeq and is a predicted model, not a curated record.